CCUCAAAAGAUUUAUUGUUUUUCUUCCUCCCCUUCUUCUUCUCCGCAGAGAUAUAUAAAUGUUUAUGUUGGAGUGAUCUUCAAAGCAGCAGUCUUCAUUGAUUGCUUGCGAAGAUUCUUCAAUGGCUACAAAUGGCGGAACUGAAGAAGAACAGCAACAGUUCGAUCUGUUAAGCAAACCACUAAAAGACGGUGAGCGUCUAGUGGCCCCUACAAGGAGACCUGACGGUACUCUCCGAAAACCUAUUCGAAUUAGGGCAGGUUAUGUCCCACAAGAUGAAGUUGCGAUUUACCAGUCCAAAGGUGCUCUGUUGAGAAAGGGGUUGGACACGCCUGAGGUUCCUCCGGGUUAUGAUCCUGUCUUGGAUGCUAAGCCCAAGUCAAAGUCUGCUCGAAGGAAUGAAAAAAAAAAGGAGAAGAAGGAACAGGGGAAGGACUUGGAGUCAAAGACGACUGGGAAGGUGCCUUCUGCUGAAGAUGUGGGUCACAGAUCUGAAGCUGUUGAAGCAGUAGCACAUCAAAUGAACACGCUAGCUGUUUCAGAAACAACUCCUGUUGUUGCUCCUUCCCCAGACCCAACUGAAAGCUCAAGUACUGGGGGUCCUGGUCCAGAUCUUUCUAAGAGAAUUAGAGCACUCAAAAAGAAGGGUCUAGUGACAGGGGUAACGAUUGGCUCUGGUAGGGUGUGCGGUGGUUUAUCUCUGCUUAAUGAUGACUCGGCAUUGGUCUCUGAUCCGUCUCACAGAAGCUCAAUUGCAGAAGACUGAGCAAAAUGAUAUGAAGCCAGAGCAAUUAGAAAAAGCAGCGAAAUAUGAAGGCUGGCGUGAGGAGCUAAAACUUCUGGAGGACAAAAUGGCAGAGUUGGCAGCAGUGUGAGGUGAGGUUUGUGUCCGUGUGAAGAAAUUGUGCAGUGUUUAUUUCACGAUUGGUUCCAAUCCUUGAUCUUCAUGGUGGGAAAUGAUUCUCUCAAAUUUAGUUCUAACAAGGAGACUCUUUAGGAUCCGAUUCAACGGAAACAUUCAAUGCUUGUGCUUCAUUCUGUUUCUUAGUUUGAAGUGUUUAUGAAGUCUGCUUCUUUACUGUCCACGUUUCCUGUAUCCAUCCCAUUCCAUAUUAUGGAUGAUCGCCUUUUCAUGUUUUCAAAAGCCUUCUAAUGCAGUAUAUGUUAAAGCAC
Molecule: messenger RNA, 1173 nt
Organism: Macadamia integrifolia
Lineage: Eukaryota; Viridiplantae; Streptophyta; Magnoliopsida; Proteales; Proteaceae
Product: partner of Y14 and mago
Exons: 5
Coding region: 122-766 (214 amino acids)
Biological process (GO): exon-exon junction complex disassembly
Cellular component (GO): exon-exon junction complex; cytoplasm
Molecular function (GO): RNA binding
Source: RefSeq, a predicted model, not a curated record